AUGAGGAAGCUAGGCUUUGGGGAAAAAUGGAUUAAAUUGGUUAUGGAUUGUGUUACUUCAGUAACAUAUUCUGCCUUAGUAAAUGGACAGCAAAGCAGUAUUAUAAAGCCAUCAAGAGGAAUUCGUCAAGGAGAUCCUAUUUCUCCUUAUUUGUUCAUCCUUUGUGCUGAGGGUUUGAGUUCACUUGUGGAUAUGGCUGAAAGAAAUGGUGAAAUAAAGGGGGUUGCUAUAACCAGAGGAGGUAUAAGAGUAAAUCAUCUACUCUUUGCUGAUGAUUCUGUCAUCUAUGGAAGAGCAAAACUGACAGAGUGGUACAAGAUUCAAAAGCUGUUAGGCACAUAUGAAAGGGCCUCGGGUCAGUGUUUAAAUAGACAAAAAACCACCAUUUUCUUUAGCUCCAAUACACCUAUGGCUGUAAGAAGACAAAUUCAGGAAGUGGCAGGGGUAGCUGUUUGUGGCAAUUUUGAGAAGUAUCUUGGUCUUCCUUCUAUUGUAGGUAGAUCAAGAUAUAAUGCUUUCAAGCAUUUAAAGGAGAGAGUUUGGUUGAAAGUAAAUAACUGGAAGAAUAAGUUCCUUUCACAGGCAGGGAAGGAAGUGCUGUUAAAAGCUGUGGUCCAAGCAAUACCAACGUAUUCUAUGAGUGUUUUUCUACUCCCAAGGAAAUUAUGCAAAGAAAUAACUGCUGUAAUGGCAAGAUUUUGGUAG
This is a messenger RNA of Carya illinoinensis, 705 nucleotides long. RefSeq lists its product as uncharacterized. NCBI's taxonomy places the organism in Eukaryota, Viridiplantae, Streptophyta, Magnoliopsida, Fagales, Juglandaceae. The transcript has a single exon. The record is from RefSeq and is a predicted model, not a curated record. Bases 1 to 705 code for a protein of 234 amino acids.